Messenger RNA from Carcharodon carcharias (great white shark), 2599 nucleotides. RefSeq lists its product as uncharacterized. The transcript has 6 exons. Gene Ontology annotation, cellular component: membrane. Gene Ontology annotation, biological process: magnesium ion transport. Bases 217 to 1329 code for a protein of 370 amino acids. NCBI's taxonomy places the organism in Eukaryota, Metazoa, Chordata, Chondrichthyes, Lamniformes, Lamnidae. The record is from RefSeq and is a predicted model, not a curated record. Gene Ontology annotation, molecular function: magnesium ion transmembrane transporter activity.
GUGUGCCAGUGGAGGAGGGGUUAGCAGUGUACCAUUGGGGGAGGGGUUUGCAGUGUGCCAGUGGAGGAGGGGUUAGCAGUUUACCAGUUGGGGAGGGCUUAGCAGUGAGUGAGGGAGGAUAUACAGGUGCUCCCAGUAACAUCGCUUUGCAGCUAUCCCUGUAGGGGUAGCUGAUCCCUGAUAGUGAGACAGAAAUCCUGAGGUACUGCUGGUGACAUGCUGCCUGGACCAAUGCCUUCCUCUUCACCCGUGCUCUCCACCGUGGACAGAGCCGCUGAGGGCUAUAAUUUCUACAUCGGGCUUGCUCUUGCCAUCAGCUCCAGCAUUUUCAUCGGAAGCAGUUUUAUCCUGAAAAAGAAGGGACUGCUAUGCCUGGCCAGCAAGGGGGUGAUCAGAGCAGGUCAGGGUGGCCAUGCAUACCUGAAGGAAUGGCUGUGGUGGGCUGGACUCCUCACAAUGGGUUUGGGAGAAGCUGCUAAUUUUGCUGCCUAUGCCUUUGCUCCAGCAACUCUGGUCACUCCGUUGGGAGCCCUCAGUGUCCUCGUGAGUGCGAUUUUAUCCUCCUAUUUUUUAAACGAGCGCCUGAACCUUCAUGGAAAGAUGGGCUGCAUCCUGAGUAUUUUGGGUUCGACAGUGAUGGUAAUCCAUGCUCCACAAGAGGAAGAGGUUGGCACCUUGACUGAAAUGGUGGAAAAGCUCAAAGAUCCAGGUUUUAUUGUGUUUGCAGUGUGUGUUGUAAGCAGCUGCCUGAUCCUGAUCGUGCUUGUGGCCCCACGUUAUGGGCAGAAGAACGUUCUGGUCUACAUCCUUAUCUGCUCCGUCAUCGGCUCCCUCUCUGUCUCGUGUGUCAAGGGCCUGGGGAUUGCCAUCAAGGAGCUGUUUGUGGGUCACCGUGUGCUGGCACAGCCAGUGACCUGGAUCCUGUUGGCGUGUCUGAUAUUUUGUGUGAGCAUACAGAUCAAUUAUCUGAACAAAGCCCUGGAUAUCUUCAACACUUCCAUCAUAACACCCAUCUACUAUGUCUUCUUCACCACUGCUGUCAUGACCUGUUCAGCCAUCCUGUUCAAGGAGUGGUAUGACAUGGCCUUCGACAACAUCUUGGGCACCAUAAGCGGGUUUGUCAUCAUCGUCCUCGGGAUCUUCUUGCUGCACGCCUUCAAGAACAUCAGCUUCACCCCAGGUACCCUGCCCCCAUUUUUCAGGAAGGGUGAGCCUGGCAUAGUGUGGGGCGGGGCAGUGACGAGCCAGCAGUACCAAGCUCUGCCAGACCAGAGGACCGAAACCCUCAUCUGCCCAAGUGCAGAUGGGACUGUGCAUUGUUUCACCUGAGACCUUUGCUCAAAGGAAAUGGGGGCUGUCACGGUGGAGAUGCUGAGCUGUGCAAUGAGUUCAGAACACUUCACAUUGCUCCUCACAAAUACGGUUCAGCACUGAUCCAGAGCUCACUGCUUCCAGUUGAAGCCUGUCCACUUUAGGAGAUUCUCCUCUUCCUUUUGUCUUGGAGUGUAAUCCCUUUACAACCUGAGUCAAUGCUGCGUAAACUGAAUGGAUACUUGCCCACUUAACUUCAGCAUGCAAGUAUAUCAUUCUAUUUAGAAGUUACAGAACUCAGAGGAGUGUCCUGUUCCCCAGUACUGAUUGAGAAGAAAAUGUGGCCCUUCUCUCAAAAUAUUUGAAAGGGAGAGGAUGGGUGCAGACAGCUGGGAUACUCACCCGCCUAACCUCUGAAACACUGUAUUGCAGAUACAAAUUUAAUGGGGCAGGAAGCCAGUUUUAUUACUUUCGGUGCAGACUCGAUGGGCCGAGGGGCCUCUUCUGCACUGUGAGACCCUGUGAUUCUGUAUUGUACAAAAAGAAUUUAUUAAGUCAGUCAGCAAAGCACCAACAUAACAAUCUAUCCAGCUUUCCCCGACUGAGGACUCUACUUUGUAUAAUUUUAGUCAAUUUAGUGCAUAUAUUAAAGUCUUGGAAAAUAUGUGCCAAUACUAAGAGGGAUAAUGAGCACUGAGAAAUGACACUGCUGUUACUGUAAGGUUUUGAUGCCAAUACAUUUACAGUUUCAAUUGUUCCUGUCACAGACACCAGCUGUCAGUACUCACCCCAACAAAUCCUCCAGCUCAACACAACCUACAUUCGGUAUCAUCUGACAUGACACUGAGGAAACUCAGUACAACCGUUUCAGACAGGCUAUCACUGCAUAGUGUAUAGGGAGGUUUACUUUGUGUCUAAUCCCAUGCUAUACCUGUUCUGGGAGUGUUUGAUGAGGUCAGUGUAGAGGGAGCUUUUCUCUCUAUCUAAUCCCUUGCUGUACCUGCCUUGGGAGUGUUUGAUGGAGAAACGUGGAGGGAGCUUUACUCUAUCUAACCCCGUGCUGUACCUGUCCUGGGAGUGUUUGAAGGGAGCAGUGUAGAGGGAGAUUUAGAGGGAUCAAAAAAGCCACUCACCUGUGGUUAAGAAUUUCCUGGGAUGCUCACAAUCUUCAGAUUCCAGGCACUCAUAUUUAACUUGUUCUGGUUGUCACUCUUCUGUACUUCCCUGUUUUAACUUCAAACUGUUGAAAUAAUGUCUAAUACUAAAAUAUAUUUUUAUGAUAACUGUU